AUGUAUAGGCAUCGUAUCGUUGUGGCUGUAGCGGCAGCGGUAGCAGUAACUGUACCUGAUGUUGACUUUGAUAUUGGCAAGAAGAGGGAAAAAGGCGGUUUCUGGUUCUGCCGCGGCCCGCCGCCUCCCCUUUGGGCAAACCAGACUUCGCCUCUUCGACCUCAAAAUUUCAACCUCAACCUCAACUUCAACUCCGAUAUCAGAGGAUUCACCAGCUUCGCGAGCCUCAACUUCAGCUUCUCCAGAUCAGCGCUACUAGCUGCAAAUAGAAAGGUCUUCAUUGGCCUGAGGAAGUGUCGCCUCAUACCCCAGCUGAGCAAGCAACACGUUUGUGUGUGUGCACUAUUUUCCUGGAUCGACCAGCAUUUGCACCCCAGGAAUCUUGGAAUGAUGUCAUGCUGA
This is a messenger RNA of Nannizzia gypsea CBS 118893, 402 nucleotides long. RefSeq lists its product as hypothetical. The transcript is spliced from 2 exons. Lineage: Eukaryota; Fungi; Ascomycota; Eurotiomycetes; Onygenales; Arthrodermataceae. The coding region runs from base 1 to 402 and encodes 133 amino acids. The record is from RefSeq and is a predicted model, not a curated record.